CCGGUUCAUAUAGCUCCCCUUAGCUACUAAGUGUCACUUAUUGGUAAGGGGGACUUGACCAAUGGGUUCAUAUAGCCACCCUUACCGUAAGUGUGAGGAAAGUGUCACUUACCAGUAAGGGCGAGUUGAUAAGGGUAGGAGGCACCACCCUAUGAGCUCCACUUACGUGCUAGCCGAGCGCGGUGUGUGCCAUUCUGGAACGGUUUUGCGAUUGAUUUUGAAGCCAAAGCAUCAUGGCAGGUCGCCGUAUUCUUUUGUAUGACAUAAGACGAGCUGCUGGUGCGCGGAGAAGACACCGUGAAACUGUGGAUUACUUUCAGUUGGAUGACCGCUCUUUCUAUGAGAGAUAUCGCUUCGAUAAGCAGUCAGUGGAUUAUCUGGUGGAAGAAUUUUGUGGCGGUUUAGAGUCCAGGACAAAUCACUACCCAGCAUCUGCCAAAACAAAAAUGUUGGUAACUUUACGCUAUUUGGCCAGCAACGCGCUGCAGGAAGUGAUCGGCGAUACAUUUUGCAUAUCCAAGGGAGGAGUGAACAACAUCAUUUGGGAAGUCAUUCCGCGGAUCGCUGAAAGAAUGGACGACUUUAUCAAGAUGCCCACAGGACAAGCCCUGCUGGACACCAAUCGAGAUUUUCACCGAAUGACUGGAAUUCCUGGAAUAGUUGGGUGCAUAGACUGCACGCAUAUCAAAGUCAACGUCGGUGAGGACCAAAAAGCAUCUUUUCUCAAUAGAAAAGGAUUCACAUCAAACAACGUUCAAGCCGUGUGCGACGCAUCGUACAGAUUUAUAUCUGUGUACGCGUUUUGGCCCGGCUGUACGCACGACUCAUUCAUCCUCAAGCACAGCGCCCUCUUCAAGGAUUUUGAACAGAAGCGUCGCGAGGGGAUCCUGUUGGGUGAUUCUGGAUAUGGGAGCGGUAAACCAUGGAUGCUGACACCUUUCGGAAACCCAGAAACCCCCGCUCAAAGACGGUACAACUACGCUCAGAAACGCGGCCGUGUAUUAAUCGAGCAAAGUUUUGGGCAGGUCAAGCGUCGUUUUAGAGGAUUAUUAGACGGAUUUAGAACAAGUCCCGAAAGGGCAAACAUCGCCACCGUGGCAGCCAUGGUGUUGCACAACAUUGCCAAGGAAAGGGGACAACCGGACAACUUUGAUGAUGCUCAGCCCGGUGAUUUAGAGAUGGAAGAAGAGUGCACACUACCAGCGACUGCAGGAGCAGAGUUUCCUGAAGGCAGAAGAUUUCGAGACCAUAUAGUGGAGACUUUCUUCGUCUGAAAAAACGGCACCACUGAUCGUGCACAUGCUUUCUUGCGUGAGUGUGACUGUGAACUGUAUUUUGAAACGCUUCACACUGGUUAUUGUGCACUCAUUUGCGCGUACAUAUUAGCGAUGACCAGCAUUCGGUGCUGUUUGAACGUAUGCGUUCUUGGGAACGUAUUUUUGGGAGCAUAUACCUGCCAGGUAUUUAUACUGUGAUUGGAUGUAUGCUUCUAGCUUGUGAUUUGGACCUGUGUGGCCUAUUUCUAUGAAAAUAAAUAUCUGGCUGUGUGCGUGCACAAUGAACUUAUUUUUUCAUC
Molecule: messenger RNA, 1576 nt
Organism: Amphibalanus amphitrite
Lineage: Eukaryota; Metazoa; Arthropoda; Thecostraca; Balanomorpha; Balanidae
Product: putative nuclease HARBI1
Exons: 1
Coding region: 234-1274 (346 amino acids)
Source: RefSeq, a predicted model, not a curated record